GAAUCGAAUCGACCACUGAAGGGACUCCCUGGGUCGUGGCUUUAGCGAAGAAAAGCCCUGAGCAGUGCGCAAUCUUCGACCUAUACCCGUGGCGGAUCAUUGCCAGAAACGGGAGCAAAAGAAGAAGUACGCGAAGAAGGAAAAGGUGAUGUGUGUGUGUGUGUAUGUGCGCGAAAGCCAAACAUAGAAUUUCCCAGUCGUCGUUGCCUUUGUUGAAGGUGGUAAAAGCAGUGCGGAAAAGCUGAACACACCCUUCCCCUUCGACCGCCGGAUCCCGGAGCCAUUCCUCCGAAACACACAGGCAGAGGCAGCACCAACAAGGGCGAAAAAGUAUUCCCUGGUUGUUGUUUUUUUUCUCUACUAAGUAAGACGUCUCGGAGCAAGCGUACAAGAAGUAACGAAGAAGAAGAAGAGAAAAAAAGAACCAAUGGCUGCUAUCAGGAAAAAGCUGGUAAUCGUCGGCGAUGGUGCCUGCGGUAAAACCUGUCUGCUGAUCGUGUUCAGCAAGGAUCAGUUCCCGGAGGUGUACGUGCCGACCGUUUUCGAGAACUACGUGGCCGACAUCGAAGUCGACGGCAAACAGGUGGAGCUGGCGCUAUGGGAUACGGCUGGACAAGAAGACUACGACAGACUGAGGCCGCUGAGCUACCCAGACACCGAUGUUAUCCUCAUGUGUUUCUCUGUCGACUCGCCCGACUCGCUGGAGAACAUACCCGAAAAGUGGACCCCCGAGGUGAAGCAUUUCUGUCCGAAUGUACCAAUCAUAUUAGUCGGUAACAAGAAAGAUCUCAGAAAUGACCCUCACACUAUAAAGGAAUUAUCGAAAAUGAAGCAAGAACCAGUCAAGCCACAGGAAGGGCGCGCUAUGGCUGAGAAAAUAAACGCAUUUGCUUAUUUGGAGUGUUCCGCCAAAUCGAAGGAGGGCGUCCGCGAAGUGUUUGAAACCGCUACGAGAGCAGCGUUACAGGUGAAAAAGAAGAAGAAGAGUAAAUGUGUUCUGCUCUAAAAGAGCAAAGCCAGCAUUGUGCUUCUAUUGCCGUGUUGUGAGCAGCUCCAUCAUAACACCGGGCUGGAAAUGCGAAAAUAGAGAAAACCGCGCGGUGGAGAUGCAUAGGAAGCGAAAGGGAGAGCGCAAGAAAGGUGAAGCGAGACAGAGUUGGAUGAAAAUGCGAAAUACGGGACGAAAAUCAUUUUCGCUGGGAGUGCAAGCGAGCGUAAGGAGGCGGAAGUUGAAGAGGAAGAAGAAGGGUAGAUGGCGACGUUAGAUAGAUGGCCAAACGCUAUAACAUUAAUCGUUGGGGGAGGAGGUGAAGACGUCGACGAAAAUCGUUAGAUUAAUGCCACGAAGCAAGAGCAACAGCAGCAGUCUCUCAGAUCAAAGUAAAGAAUCCUUUUUUUAUGAAUGAAAAAGAAUAAUCUUUUCGACCAUCUUUCAUACAUUAGACCAAAAACAGAAAUCAAAAAAGAAAAGAAAAGGAAAGGAAACAGUAAACUAACGCAGGAUUAUCGCGGAAAGCCGAGUCCCGAAGCCAAGGCUAGCCUUAAGAGGGUGUGUAAGGACGAUGGAGAGUGCGAACCACCUCCAGCAAGAUUCGAUCCGCUGUGGUGGAGGAAGGUUGCCUCUCUUCGCUGCGUGUAGUUUAAAGAUCAGGAAUCGCUAGGCCGCCCAAUUAUGAUUUUUUUUAAAGUGUACCAACGUAAUGAUUGUUGCAUAUUAUGGUCCGGAGGGCACGAGUGUAGCUUGAAAUCGAAUGCAAAAAUGAUAUGGUUCGUUCAUUUGUAUGUUUUGUCUCUUUGCGAAGCCACAUAGGACAAGGGGAGAUGAGGGAUCAAGCAAAAAUGCUAUGAACCUGUGGGGCACUCACACGCGUUCCGUUUCUCCCACACACACACACACACGCGCGUAGAGGACUGUGCUGAUCAUCAGAUCACUUAGAAGGGCCACGAGUCGAAUAGCAUAAAUUUAUGGUGGGUCUAACCAGAUUGUCCAACGAUCGCGGCACGACUGAACUGUGUUUGUGGGUGUGUGUGUGUUUUUUUUAUAAAUGUGCUAUAAACGCUCCAGAGCUCAGGUUGGUUGGGGUUCUUGAUACAGCAACACACCACUUGCGAGCAGCGUAUAUGAAUGUUGCGAAAAGAAGGAUUCUAGUGUUUAUGUUUCUCAUAUUUGGUCCAUUUUUUCUUUUUUUUUUACUAUCACACAACAACAAGAAAAAAAACAUACAUAUAUUACAUACAUAGCAUGGCAUCUAUUAGAUGUGUUUUUUAUUAUUAACUAUUUGGUAAGCGAUUAAGUAAAUGUUGUGUAUGCAAGAAAAAUGCAGCAAAAAUAAGAUAAAACAAACAAAAAAUUGAAUGAAGAAAAAGAGCGAUCAUUAUUAUUGAGGCCAAGGCGCGUUUGUAUUGAAUUGAGGCAAGGAUUGCGCAGAGAGAGAGAGAGAGAAAAGCGGAGCAGCAUAACACACUAUUAUUAUAUCCUGGCGUCCAAGGGUAUGUUCGUUCCCACUACCAAAACAUCCCAGGCCAAUAGAUUCCACCUUCAUACAUACACUCGUACACCCACACAAACACAUACUCAUUCACACUGAAAUCGAGAUUAUAAUCGAGAAGCAAGAACGAACGAUACACGGUAAACAGGUGUUAGAGAAGAAUGAGCAUAUGGAAACAAGAGGAGCGGGUACGCAAAUCACAGAGCGCUACUGCGACAGUGUCUAGCGUCUUGGUAUCCUUGUUGGACGAGCAGGACACAAUCACAGAAUGAUCCAGACGAGUUUUUUUUUCUAUAGGUCUGAUACCUAAACAAUCAAUCCUCACUGACUUUCUCACUUUCACACGACACACGUACGUGUUGCGGUUGAGACGACGGGUAGGAGGAAUCGGAUUUUAAAAAUUACAAACUUAAAGAAAACAAAACCUGGUAUUGUAAUUCGCGAAAGAAGCAUCCGCUCGGUAUCAGCAGACGACACACACACACAUACUACCACAUAUAUAUAUAUUUUGUCGGUAAUGCAGCAAUGGCAAGGAGCAAAAACACCGUGAAUGCGUGCGAAUCGGCCCCUACGGCACCAUAUGAGCCAACGGGCCAAUGGCAAAACGAGUGCGUGAACCUAAACAUUUAAGAACGUCGAUGCAGAAAGAACGGAGAUGGAGGAGCGGAUUUAGGAUAGUAAUAGGGUAACAAAGAUUAGCGAGGAAGAUGAGUCAGAAUUUUAAAAUGAAAGCAGAAGAAUAAAUUCUAACCAAUGAUAAAUGGAAACAACAAAACACAACAAUACACACACAAA
This is a messenger RNA of Anopheles nili, 3284 nucleotides long. RefSeq names its product ras-like GTP-binding protein Rho1 (gene Rho1). NCBI's taxonomy places the organism in Eukaryota, Metazoa, Arthropoda, Insecta, Diptera, Culicidae. The coding region runs from base 428 to 1006 and encodes 192 amino acids. Gene Ontology annotation, biological process: cell migration; small GTPase-mediated signal transduction. The transcript is spliced from 6 exons. The record is from RefSeq and is a predicted model, not a curated record. Gene Ontology annotation, molecular function: GTPase activity; GTP binding.